Molecule: messenger RNA, 1167 nt
Organism: Artibeus jamaicensis (Jamaican fruit-eating bat)
Lineage: Eukaryota; Metazoa; Chordata; Mammalia; Chiroptera; Phyllostomidae
Gene: SUMO1
Product: small ubiquitin like modifier 1
Exons: 4
Coding region: 157-390 (77 amino acids)
Biological process (GO): protein sumoylation
Cellular component (GO): PML body; nucleus
Molecular function (GO): protein tag activity; ubiquitin-like protein ligase binding
Source: RefSeq, a predicted model, not a curated record
UUUUGCGUAGCGGAAGUGACGCGAGACAUAGCGGAAGUCCCUCCAGACACGGUGUUGUGCUCUGGGGAAGAGAGGAGGAUUUGUAAACCCCGGAGCAAGGUUCUGCCUACCCGAGGCCGCUGCUGUGCGGAGACCCGGGGUGAAGCUACCAUCACCAUGUCUGACCAGGAGGCCAAACCUUCAACUGAGGACUUGGGUGAUAAGAAGGAAGGAGAAUACAUUAAACUCAAAGUUAUUGGACAGGAUAGCAGUGAGAUUCACUUCAAAGUGAAAAUGACAACACAUCUCAAGAAACUCAAAGAAUCAUACUGUCAAAGACAGCUGGGAAUGGAGGAAGAAGAUGUGAUUGAAGUUUAUCAGGAACAAACAGGGGGUCAUUCAACGGUUUAGAUAUUCUUUUUAUUUUAUUUACUUUUCCCUCAGUCCUUUUUUAUUUUUAAAAAUAGUUCUUUUGUAAUGUGGUGUUCAGAAUUGAAUUGAAAACUGACCCCUACCCUCUAUGUCUUUAAAACAUCUGGUAAUUUGAAUUCUAGUGCCCAUUCAUUAUUGUUUUGUUUUCAUUGUGCUGAUUUUUGGUGAUCAAACCUUAGACCCCUUCAUACAGCCCUCUCCUUUUUAAACAUUACAUGUGUGCACAGAGAGGCCACCUUUUUCAGGACUGUGCAUUUUCAGGCUUGUGAUAAAUGAGGUCGACCAAUGCAAGUGUUCCUAAUGACAUUUCUAAUUGGCCGGGAAGUUCUAGCUUGUGAUUGCUUCACUCCUGGACUAUGACUUUCAGUGGGAGAUGGAGGUUUUUCGGAGAACUGAACUGUGGAAAAUGACCUUUCCUUAACUUGAAGCUACUUUUAACAUCUGAAGGUCUGGACCAAAAGAAGAGAAAUAUCAGGUUGGAAUCAAGGUGACAGAUAAAGCGAAAGUAAAGACUAACUCCAAAGAUGGCUUCCCUGAAGAAAAAGCAUUUUAAGAGUAAAGAAAAAUCUUGUCAGAAGAUCCCAGAAAAGUUCUAAUUUUCAUUAGCAGUUAAUAAAGUUAUUCAUGCAGAAGUGUAUACAACAGAACACUGCUCUUUUUUAUUUUAAUUUGUACUUUUUGGCCUGGGAUAUGGGUUUUAAAUGGACAUUGUCUGUACCAGCUUCAUUAAAAUAAACAAAAUAUUUGUAAAAAUCA